CCCCCUGAAAACGAUAGAUUUCACUGGUCCAGGGAGUGGGCUUAGCCCCCAUAGCACCCCCCCUGAAUACGCCUCUGAUGUCGUUAUUCAUUUUCACAUGAGUAUAUAGUAUAACUAAUCAUAUCCUAGCUCGUAUUCAUGAAAUUAUUCAUUAAUUCCGGGUUUAUCAGAACCCAUUGUUUAAUCGUUUUCAAAAUAUUUUAGAUUUUUUUUUUCAAAAAAAAUCCUCAUAUAUUUCAUGGGUCUGUACUCUGUAUGUUAAAGGUUGAAUUUAUUCCAGAAGAAUGCUGGAUGUCCGGUUGAAGAUGUCAAAUAUUUAUAAAUUUAUUCUACUCUUCCUUUUCAUGGUGUCCAUCAUUUAUCUCUACAAAUCAUCUUUUAUAAAAAUUAAAGUUACAGAUAAAUUGGAAGCUCAAGAAAAAGAAUCUGUCCGUGUAGAUGUUUAUUAUGAAUGUUUGUGCCCAGACAGCAGACAUUUUGUUGUUCACCAGUUGUUCCCAGCUUGGAGUUUGCUAAAGGAGAUUAUGGAGGUUAACCUCAUCCCCUACGGGAAAGCCAGUUCAAAGAAAUCUGGAGAUCUGUACGAGUUUCAAUGUCAGCAUGGUCCGGUAGAGUGCACCGGAAAUACAUAUCAUGCCUGUGUGGCCAAAACUUCAAAACCGGAAAUUAGUUUAUUAUAUGUAAAAUGUAUGAUAGAAAACAACCUAAAUCCGUCUAGUAUAGCAGAAAAAUGCGCGGGAGAACUUGCUGUCCCAUUCUCUGAGAUAGAUACGUGUGCCAAGGGACGUGAAGGAAAUAUGCUGAGUUUCAUGAUGGGAGAACUUACACACUCAUUAAGUCCGUCAGUUACAUUUAUUCCUACAGUAGAAAUAGAAACAAGUCAGAAGAGGUUUCGAGACUCUUUAAAGAAUCUGUCCCUUCAAGUAUGUUUGGAGUACAAGGAGAAGUACAUGAAAACAUUCCCAGCUUGUAGAGAACUACUUCAGUAGUCUACAUUAGUUCUGAUUGCUGUACACCGUACAGAAACAUAUGUUGUACUGUACUGUACUGAACACUCUACAGAAACUCUCAUGCUGUACACUUACUGUUUUACUUGUUUAAUAGUUUUUCUAUCUGAUUUUCUGUACACUGUACACUGUACACUGUACACUGUACACUGAACAGUAUAUAAUGUGCGCUGAAAAUUUGUAGAAAAAUUAUUUGUUGUGAUUCAUCCAGCUAAACCAUCAAUUGUACAACAAAUACAGAAAUUUUUUUUAAAAAAUUAUUCAGUUCGGAAUUUGAUAUAUCACCUCUUUUUACUCUUUACAUGUUCACUGCAUUUAGAUCAGAUAGUUUUCACAUUUGUUGCUUACUGCGAAAUUUCCAGUUUCAUAAUAUCAGAAAUCUAGGCAGCAUAUAGUUCUAGUUCUAGCCGUUUUUUUUUAAAUUAAGAAGUUACCAUAGCAUUUUCACAAUAAAAACAAAUAAAUCUCUUUUAGCAAAAGAUAAAGUUGAAUAGUAAUGCUAAUCGCAGUUUUCAAAUAAAGGGUUCUCUAAAAUCAUAAUUAAAGGCAUUUAUCUAAAUUAAAAACAUCAAUACUGCAUUUUUACUGUGUCGAGCAUUUCAAAAGUAAUGUUAUUUCUGAAAAAAAAGAGGGGAAUGGGAAAUUUUUCAUCCUUUUUUAGUACCCCCUACACAAGCACUUUUUUAUAUAUACAAGUACUGCCAUUUAUUUUAAGAUAAAAUUAAACUUUCUUUUUGUUGGACGAAUUUGCUGCAAUUUUUAUAAGAGCUUUAGUUUUAUAAUUGUUUAAAAUGAAUAAAUUUAUGAAAUUUUUUUUAACAAUUUGCAGUUGUAAUGUUUAUGUAUACACAUUUAUGUGAUUGAAUGUCAGAGCUAUCAGAGCUAGAAGAGAAUGCAUUUCGAAUUUUCACAAUAAAAGAUUAAUACUGAA
Messenger RNA from Eurytemora carolleeae, 1938 nucleotides. Its product is annotated as gamma-interferon-inducible lysosomal thiol reductase. The transcript is spliced from 9 exons. Gene Ontology annotation, molecular function: oxidoreductase activity, acting on a sulfur group of donors, disulfide as acceptor. NCBI's taxonomy places the organism in Eukaryota, Metazoa, Arthropoda, Copepoda, Calanoida, Temoridae. Bases 285 to 989 code for a protein of 234 amino acids. The record is from RefSeq and is a predicted model, not a curated record.